This is a messenger RNA of Oncorhynchus tshawytscha (Chinook salmon), 627 nucleotides long. RefSeq names its product regulatory subunit of type II PKA R-subunit domain containing 1. Lineage: Eukaryota; Metazoa; Chordata; Actinopteri; Salmoniformes; Salmonidae. The record is from RefSeq and is a predicted model, not a curated record. The transcript has 4 exons. Bases 183 to 467 code for a protein of 94 amino acids.
CAAAGAUGUCAUGGGGGAAAGCAAAGAUAAACUCUGUGGGAAAAGUGUUGCUUCUGUUAUACUCAGGCUGUUGCCAUAGUAACAGUGGGGCUUGUCAACAAAAGGCAAGGUUUUGAUAAAGAUAUUAACGGUAGCUAGCAAGCAGGCUAUCAAAGAGAAUAUUAGCUAGCUGAUGAGAUCAAAUGGCUGAUAAACGUGGUUUGGAGAAACUGGACUUUGGUGCAUUAAGCAUCGAGCAACAACAGCAACUCCGACAAUUUAAGAUCAAUACAAGAAUCAACAAUGAAAAAUAUUUGAGAGAGCAUCCAGAGACGGAGGCCUUAAUAAGCGACUUUUUAAGAGAUGUAUUUCUCAAAAGACCCACAGACAUUCGCGAGUAUGCAGCAGAUUACUUCACCGACCCAAACCUUGGUUUGAUCAUUGGCUCCAAACUGCAGGGCGAUCCUGCCGACACAGGCACAGACUGAAUCCUUACCUGAUUGUUUGGCAGUUCAACUGAAGUGUGAAGCUGUAACAGGCCUCUUUCUCUGUGUUCUGUACAUCCUCUGUAUUGACUAGUUAUUUGUUGCAAAGUAACGUGAUACAAAUAUAAAACAUGAUAUAAAGUGGGAAUGUACUGGCACCCAG